Messenger RNA from Trichogramma pretiosum, 1377 nucleotides. RefSeq names its product synaptic vesicular amine transporter-like. The coding region runs from base 1 to 1377 and encodes 458 amino acids. NCBI's taxonomy places the organism in Eukaryota, Metazoa, Arthropoda, Insecta, Hymenoptera, Trichogrammatidae. Gene Ontology annotation, cellular component: synaptic vesicle membrane; terminal bouton. The record is from RefSeq and is a predicted model, not a curated record. Gene Ontology annotation, molecular function: serotonin:sodium:chloride symporter activity. Gene Ontology annotation, biological process: aminergic neurotransmitter loading into synaptic vesicle; transmembrane transport. The transcript has 8 exons.
AUGUGGGCCAAGUGUCCGGCCGGGCAAUUUUCCCUCGUUUCGACGGUCUACUUCAGUCUGCUGCUCGAUAACAUACUCCUGACCGUAGUGGUGCCGAUCGUACCGGACUAUCUUUACGUAACAAACGGCAGCAGCAGCAGCAGCAGCGAUUUAGUCGUGGACGAGAACGGCCGAGUCGGUCUGCUGCUCAGCUCCAAGGCGCUGGUGCAGCUCGUGCUGAAUCCGGCGGUGGGCAGCCUGACCGGCCGCCUGGGCUACGCCAGGCCUCUGCUGCUCGGCAACGUCGGCCUACUACUGGUCGCUCUGCUUUUCGCCUUCGGCCGCACCUACGCGGUGCUGUUCUUGGCCAGGAGCGUGCAGGGCCUGUCGUCGGCCUGCAUCGGCGUCUCGGGCAUGUCGCUCGUCGCCUCGCGCUACCCCGAGGAGGAUCAGCGCUCGCGCGUCAUGGGCUACGUGCUGGGCAGCGUCGCGCUGGGCGUGCUGCUGGGCUAUCCCAUGGGCUCGGUGCUCUACGAUCUCGGCGGCAAACGGGCGCCCUUUCUGCUCGUGGCCGCCCUCGUCGCCGCUCUCAUCGUGGUUCAGAUCUACGCGGUGGAAUUCGACGCCGUCGAGCAGAAAGCCGAGAGCGACGCCAACUGGAUGCGUCUGCUGCUGGACCCGAGGAUCCUGAUAAUUGCCGGCGCCAUCUGGAUCUCGACCACGCCCAUGGCCAUACUCGAGCCCUGUCUGCCCAUCUGGCUGAGGAGUCACAUCAAACCGAAGAAAUGGCAACUCGGCACGGUCUUCAUACCCGACAGUCUGGGCUACCUGCUGGGCACGAACUUCUUCGGUCUGUGGGCCUUCCGCCACGGGCGCUGCCGCACCGCCGUACUGGCCAUGGCCGUGGUGGGCCUGAGCGCCCUGGGCAUACCCCGGGCCCGCAGCAUGGCCGAGCUCGCGGUGCCGCAUCUCGGCCUCGGCCUCGGCAUCGGCGUGGCGGACGCGGCCCUCGUGCCGCUGCUCGCCGCCCUUGUCGAUCGUCGUCCCACCGCCUCCUACGGGCCCGUCUACUCGCUCCAGCAGGCCGCCGUCUGUCUCGCUUACUCGCUCGGACCUAUAGCCAGCGGCGAGCUCGUGAAGAGCAUCGGCUUCGAGUGGGUGAUGCGACUUGCCGGUCUCGCCUGUCUGGCCUACUGUCCGCUCCUCGUCUAUCUGGCCCGCGAGCGACGUCGCACGGCCGACGAGAUCACGAUCAUCCCCAUGACGGACCGUCGGGGGAUCAACGACGCGGCGAACAACAGGCAGACGUACAGCAGCGUCGAGAAAGCACCCGCCAGCAGCCAGGCUCGGUAUCAGCGAUUUCGCGACGAUAGCACGGACGACGACGCGGGACUCUAA